Jatropha curcas is the source of this 1223-nucleotide messenger RNA. RefSeq lists its product as uncharacterized. The record is from RefSeq and is a predicted model, not a curated record. NCBI's taxonomy places the organism in Eukaryota, Viridiplantae, Streptophyta, Magnoliopsida, Malpighiales, Euphorbiaceae.
UACAAUGAACGCGUAAAUAAUAUAAGUACAUGAGCUUUUAUGUGCUCGGAGAAGAGAAACUCCAAAAGCCAAAAGCCAAUCAAAACAUUUCACAAUCUAAGUCCGAUGGAGUUUUUCUUGUUAUUCUCAGGGUUUUUGGGAACACUAAGAGAAACCCCAAAAAUCUUCUUCAAAAAUGGGAAGUUAAUGGCUUCCAUUACCUUAACCACUCUUGUUCUUUACUCCCUCAUCUAUUUGCCCAAUAUCUUCUCCAUUAAACUCUUAACGAGAUACCUCCUCAAAAAAGAACAACUUGUUCUUCUCUCAACUCCCGCUAGCCCGGAAUUCAACACUAUUCUUUUUCAUUUGAAACAAGAUUUAGGAAUUUUCAUUGAAGUGCAAUGGACUUACCUCAUUAUAAGCUCAGUUUUUUCCCUGUUCUUAUCGACUGUCACAAUUUUCGGAUCUGCCGUCAUCCAUGAAGGGAAGGGCUCAAUAAGCUUCAAGAACUUGCUAUUGAAAUCAUUAAAAUCAUGGAAAAGGCCACUCGUUACCUGGUUUUACACAACUCUUUUAGGUUCAGGCUUUUUUUGCCUUUUCUCUUUGAUUGUAUUGCCUUUGGCGCUAAUAGUCCAGACAAGUACAUUUUAUGUCUUUCUUAUACUGCUAGCAAUUCCUGCCUCAAUUUUAUAUGUCCACAUGAGUGUCGUUUGGACAUUAGCUCUUGUUAUUUCUGUUCUUGAAGAAAUUUGUGGAAAUGAAGCAAUUGGAAAGGCUGCACAAAUUGUUAAGGGUAUGAAGAUACAUGGGUUUCUUCUAAAUCUUAUCUUCACUGCAAUAUUUUCCAUUUUGGCUGAAGGUAUGAGAUGGAUUGGUAUUCCAGAAGCUAUGACGAGUUUCAAGUUGAUAUUUGGGUGUAUACUGAUUAUUUCUAUUAGCUGCCUUGUUAUGAUAGUUCGGUUAGUGGCAUAUACACUCUUCUACUUUCAAUGCAAGAAGACACAUGGAGAAGAGGUUGAAUUGCAAGUUAAUGUAGGAUAUAGUAAACUGGCCACUAAUGCUUCAUUACUUAUUGGUGAAAAUGUUCCUUGAUUCAUGCAACGGAAUUGAAUAUUGAAAAUAUUUCGUUUCUAAUUGCUUAUUUUAGUUGUUGUAUUUAUUUGAUUUUGAUUUAUUUGUAUUUACACCACAAUUGCAUUUUGUGGGAUCCAUCAAUUAAAUGCAGCAAGUUACUUUUCAGAAAA